AUGGGAUCACAAGAAGCCUACGGACCAGUUCCGACGCGGUUACGGCAGAUUGCUCUUGUCGCCAAGGAUCUUGAGCAAGCAAAACAACUACUUACAUACGUUGUAGGUACUGAAGUCGUAUGUGAAGAUGCUGCUGUCAGCCAAUGGGGACUGAAAAAUUUCCUGAUUCCUCUCGGCGGCGAUUUCAUCGAAGUUGUCUCACCCUUCAAAGCAAACACGACUGCCGGACGACUUCUCGAGAAGCGUGGUGAUGGAGGAUAUAUGGUCAUCAUGCAGACCGUGGACGCGAAGAAACGGCGGGAGCACAUCGAAGCAAGGGGAUUGGCCAAAGUCAUCUUCGAGCAUGACCAUGGCGACGCUGUGUGCGUGCAAUACCAUCCCAAGGGCGUGAAAGGCGGAGUCAUACCUGAACUUGACAGCCACGCGUCUGGCCCCAACAACCCAACGCCUCUAAAUUCGCGCUUCUCGCCAUGGCAUGCGUGUGGCUCAGAUUAUCAAGUGUACUACCCCGGCAUGUACCGCUCAAGGCAUCUUAAUCUCCAAGGCUGUGUCCUGCGACUACAACCAGGCGAUUAUGGGCAUGAAGACGCAGCGCGGCAAUGGGAAGAGAUGUUUGGCGUGGCGCGAAGUAGAGAUCUGUCAGCAUUCACCAACGCCAGGCUAGGGUUUGUUCCGGGGAGAGAGGGGCAACCAGAGGGAUUGGUCUCGAUAUCAGUCGGCGUGAAUGGUAAAGAGACACUGGAUUGCAUUCACGAAAGAGCAAGGGAAGCAGGUGCGUUUCAAAACGGAUGUAUUGAGAUGUGCGGGAUCAAGUGGGUCUUCUCUUUGACAGGGCAUAGCGAGUUGAAGCUAUAG
Messenger RNA from Dothidotthia symphoricarpi CBS 119687, 855 nucleotides. RefSeq lists its product as uncharacterized. The transcript is spliced from 3 exons. The coding region runs from base 1 to 855 and encodes 284 amino acids. Lineage: Eukaryota; Fungi; Ascomycota; Dothideomycetes; Pleosporales; Dothidotthiaceae. The record is from RefSeq and is a predicted model, not a curated record.